This is a messenger RNA of Parnassius apollo (apollo), 1530 nucleotides long. The record is from the annotation of a GenBank genome assembly. NCBI's taxonomy places the organism in Eukaryota, Metazoa, Arthropoda, Insecta, Lepidoptera, Papilionidae.
AUGGUAAUGCAUGCAAGGAAACCUCAGCGAAUAAGCGAUGGGUACUUUGAGAAGCACCAGACCCAUCCAUACCAAAAGUACAACUCUAAAGCAGAAAGGCGAACCAAUGAUUAUAUCCCAGACACACGCUAUACGCCACUCAGGUCACCCAAUGGUAAUGUGUCUGCACAUGGGCACAGCCAUGCCAGCCACACUGGCCACUCAGCCCAUGGACACCACCAUUACAGUCAUGUGCCUGAUGAUAGAGGGCAUUCAACAUCCAGAAAUUCUUAUAUGCAGAAGGGUUCAGAAAAGGAGAGAGAUCGAGACUAUAAAUCAUCUAGAAAUAAGUACACAGAUAGUGUCCGAUCACCUAAGGAGAAACGAAGCAAAGAUAGUGAAAGAGAGAAGAAUAACCAUGAACGGUGUGAAUCUGAGAAAAAAAGUAGGACUAGUGGCAUGAACUGUAGUGUUAGUAGGAGUAGUAAAUAUGACAAAAGAAGUGCACCGGCUACGAGCGUGCCUUCAGGCAGUGAAUGGUCAGAACACAUUAGUUCAUCUGGCAAGAAGUAUUAUUAUAACUGUAUCAGUGAAGUGUCACAGUGGGAGAAGCCUAGGGAAUGGGACUCACGGAGGACAUCAUCCAAAGAUUCUACAUACGCUUCCAGAAGUAAUCGAGAUAAGAGGUCUAGUUCUCGGUCGGGGCGGCGCGAGGCGGAUAAGGGCAAGCGCACAAACAGCGCGUCGGAUCGCUAUUGGAGCGCGCGCGAUGGGGACGCGCACGAGCGCCCGCGGGUGAAGCACGCGCACGACGGUAAAGACGGGCAGGCGCAGGACAUGGACAUCUCGCCUGGGCGAAGCACCCCGGUGUCGGAGGGCUCGUACGGCGCGCGCGUGCCUUCGCGACACGCGCCAGACAACGUGCCGCCCGUCGUCGUACUCGACAACUCCAACAACACGACGGGCUCGCUGCUAGCGGCGGCACUCCCGCGUAUCGUGGCGGCCCCGACUACGAACAACGGCGGCGUGUCGCCGGCGGCGUGCGGCGUGGCGGGCGGUGGAGCGGGCGGCGUCGUGUGCGGCGCGGGCAGCGGGUCGGACACGCCGCACCGCGACGCCGGCCCGCCCACGCCCACGCACUCUGAGAGCAUCGACCCGCACGCGCCGCCGCUUCACCUUGAUGCCGCGCUGCCCAGGAAGAUGGAGUGCUUGGGCAGCUACUCGUCGGUGGUGGGUGGCAACCUGCAGCACGCGGCGCCUAUGCUGACGCCAUCGCUCAUCAACUACGUGCGCGGAGACCUCACCGCCCACGUCACCGGUUGGCCCGCCGACAUACUUGAGAAACAGGCGAACAAGUUCACUGAGGAGGCGUACCAGCUGGGCUGCCUGCAGUGCACGCGCGUCUCUGCAGAGCUCAAGUGCGCGCGCUCGCUCGUGCGCCACACCGAGAUACAGGCCACGCUGCAAGAGCAGAAGAUCAUGUACCUGCGGCAGCAGAUCUCGCGGCUGGAGGAGCUCAAGUCGCAGAACUCGUUCAUGUCGGACGACUAG